AUGAUCCAACCAAAUGCACCCUAUCCCGCCUCAAGAAAGGAAGAACUUUCCAGUAGUUGGCCAACCCCUCUGGAAAAGAAGGAAACGAUUUGUGAAUCCAAACGUCUUAUUGAAGUUUGCAACCAAAUCCAAUCGAACAACUGGACCACCAAGAAGUUCAUGCAUGCUUUCCUUAAGAAUCCCCACAAUGAAAUAGUCAAUCGGCGCAGAUUAUGGGCAACAACUGGCUUGAAUUCAACGAUGGAUCUCCUCAAGGAAAUUGUUCAUAUCAUCAAGAAGAAUGAAGAAGGACGUGAAAUGUGGUCCAAUUUUGUACUGGAGGAAGCCAUCCAUAUUGUUGAAGGUCAGCGCCCACCACGUGGAAAUUACCCUAAUGGAUGCUUCCAGAGCAGCCGAACGGUCUCACCAGAAUAUCUUAGUGAAGAAUCGAAGAGAAGAGACAUAGAACAACUCACUAAAUCACAUACACCUUUUCUCUAUGACCUUCUCAUCGGAGUACUAUCCAACUCUGACGACGUAGCCGAUGAAGGUGAUGAAGAUAGUACGAACGAAGAACCGGUCAAUUUUAGCAAUACUGAUUGCUUGCCCGAGGCGGACUUGGAAGAAGCAAGAAUACUUCAACUCGAAGGAAUCCAAUAUGCCCGGUUGUCUAAUGCUCAGCGCAAACACCACCGGUCCCAAAGUAUUGCAAGUGUUGUCUGUGGCAUGAUUUCCUUUGCACGAAACCGACGACAUAAUGGCAUGCAACUCCGCAAUGGUAUUGAGUUUGUUGCUUGUGGGGUCACCGAACGUGUCAACAAUUAUCUGCUGUACCAUGGUCUAUCUUGUAGUCAACGGACGGCUAUGCAAGCUCUCAAGACCUUAUCUGUCUGUGCCGAAAGAAAAAUCAGGAGGUCUUUUUCAAGCAAGCUGGCUAAUGUCGUGGCUCCCAUGGUCUGCAUUGACAAUAUCGAUAUUGAACAACGUGUUCACACUCACUCAGUCGGUCACCAGAGCCGCAUGUUCCAUGGAACUUGGGGAUACAUCCACAUCCCGUCCCCUCUCACUUUGAAGGCACUCAACCCAGCAGAGCUCACUCUUGAUCGAUUCACUCAAGCAUUACAACAGGCUCCAAGUUUGCAAAUUGAGCCUUACAUGUUCCUUCCAACCCCGGAAUCCAAAGCACAUUACAAACUUGUCUGGAAGAGCCAAAUCGCCAAUGUCAUGCACCAUUAUAUUGCUGUGCCCAACAAGCCUUCUGAAGCCAUCAGUCUGACACCACCCCCCAUCGAUCAAAUCCCAGCCACACCUCCUCCGACAAUACACAUGAUUAAGCUAAUGGAUGCCUCAGACAACAGCGCCGAGGGCAUUGGCCAGGUCUUGGAAUCAAUUGCUCAGCAAGCAGGAAUGCCAGCCGACAAGUUCUUCAGCCGAUUACAAGUCAUGGACGGCGACUUAGGAACGUGCCGUCUUUUUAAUAGUCUCCGAGCACUGCGCACACCAAGUGCCUACAGCCAACACAAUCUACACAAUGUGGCUUUUCAGCUAGGCGCCGCACACACAUUGUGGAACAUAGCACAAGCAAUCUUUAAAGCUCACUUCGGCGACACAAGCAACUCCCUAGACACAGGUGCUUGGCGACUUCUUGAUGCCCUCGGGGUCCCAGCAGACAAGGCAUUCCCAAAGAAUGACUUUGGCUUGAUGAUCAAACAUAUGGAGCGGGUACAUGAAGCUACCAUAUUGUAUGGUUUGAAGUCAAUAAUGAACACUACAAACGAGCCCAUGGUUGAAUUCAAUUCAAGUAACCCCAAACCCAAAAUUUCAACGACAUGUUGGAAUGCAAUCAUUGAAAAGUUUUAUGAGACCUAUUGCACCGGCAAAGCGCGACAUGAAGCAAAUGAACAUUCAGACCCAAAGCUCCACAACAUUCUGCUUCGAUUGCACGAGUUCUCCACUGUCAUCGAGGCCAAUCGAGCCAUGAAGGGUGGGGAGAUUGGGAGGUUGAUGAAUGUAUGGAAGAUGUGGUCGGUCAUGGGCCAAUCGUUGAAGGGACUUCAAAACUACUCUUCCUAUCUUCCUCGCAUGGUGAUAUUUCUGAAUGAGAUUCUCCCUCCAGCAUUGAGUAAACUCUUUCAACACUCAAUCUUAAUUUCCCCAAAGGGUCGUGAUGGUCAUUUCAUGGCCAAGGAUCAUUACCUAGAAAAACAAAACUAUUGGUUAAAAUAUUUCUAUAACCAUACUGGUGUGGGUACACAGAUUGUCAGCCUUAGAGCCAGCCAAGCUGGCCAAAAGACUGCUUAA
This is a messenger RNA of Puccinia graminis f. sp. tritici CRL 75-36-700-3, 2280 nucleotides long. RefSeq lists its product as uncharacterized. NCBI's taxonomy places the organism in Eukaryota, Fungi, Basidiomycota, Pucciniomycetes, Pucciniales, Pucciniaceae. The coding region runs from base 1 to 2280 and encodes 759 amino acids. The transcript is spliced from 4 exons. The record is from RefSeq and is a predicted model, not a curated record.